This is a messenger RNA of Phialemonium atrogriseum, 1071 nucleotides long. RefSeq lists its product as uncharacterized. Lineage: Eukaryota; Fungi; Ascomycota; Sordariomycetes; Cephalothecales; Cephalothecaceae. The transcript has a single exon. Bases 1 to 1071 code for a protein of 356 amino acids. The record is from RefSeq and is a predicted model, not a curated record.
AUGGCAGCCAUGGCUGGCAUGGCUGGCCACACAAAAACCCCCAGCCGGAAAGAUACUCCCUGGCACCGAUGGCCCAUCCUCGGGCCUCGCAGCUCUCACAACAACAACACCACCAACGACGACGACGACCGAAGAAACCACCCCGACAUCCUCGAGACACGUCGAGUCUUCUCAGGCCACGAGGUAAUCCCGAGGCUACGAUCCCCGCAAAGGAUACUCCUCCAACCAGCGACUCGGACCCUCCCCGCAACAACAACAGAGCCAGAAACACCCCCCAUCUCACCCCGCACCACCACCACCAGCAACAACAACGACACCAACCCCUUCCCAUCCCCGCUCACCCCCGCCGGUCCCCACCCCCGAUUCCGCCAGCUCAACCCCAGCCGCGUCUCCGCCACCAGACACGCCCAGCGCAAGGCCCUCACGGCCCUGGCCGUCGCCUGCGGCGUGGGCGUAUGCUCGCUCGUCGCCGGGAUCGCGGUGCUCCGGAGCCUGGAGGAGGGGCAUCAUCGUAGCAGCGGGGACGGCGGCAGCAGCGUCGCCGUCUUCGUGUGGGUGGUUGUCAGCGCUGUUGGGGUGACUGGCGUCGCUGUGGCGCAGGGGAUCUUGCUUUUCUUGUUUGUGCGGGGUGGCAGGAGGAGGAGUGGGAGACGCCUGGACGAGGAGGAGGACGGGGAGGGGGAGGAGGGGGAGUGGGUUGAGAUGGGGAGCCGAGGGCCGCGGGUGGAGUCGAGUGUGGUGCGUGGGAGCCGGACCAUUGCUGCUAGUAGCCGUAGCACCGUUGGGGGGACUGUGCGGCCCGGCAAUAGCAGUAGCAGCAGCAGCAGCAGCAGCAGGAGCGAGGGGAUUCGUGCUGACUCUGCUAGCACUGCGGCGGCUGGCCCAUCGAUGACGACGUCGAUAUCGACGUCGACGCUGUCCUCGCCGCUGGUCACGACUUGGGAUACCGUCGACCCUGAUGCUGCUGAUGCUGAUCAGAGGGUGUACCAGGCCCGGGCUGGUAGUGUCGUGGUCACGCUGCGGAACGUGCCCUCGCUGGAAAUCAUCCGCGGCGAGGUUGACAGGCUGUGA